UGAGUUCUCUGUAGUGGUUGGGAGUCGCUAGGGAACACAAGGAUCUGAUGCCAGGACUUCUGCCUUGGCAAAAAGUUUCCUGUUCUGUCAGAACACACGACACCGAAAAGGCCACAUUGCAGCUGCUGCAAUAACUGUGUUGCAUUCUUCUCAUCUCACUCAGACUCCAUUGUUUAUUCUUUGUUAACACAGUUUACCUUUGCCCCCUCCGUUGUGUCUGUGGCCACCAUACAAGAUUGUCCCCCUCAAUCCCACGCUCUCGGCGCGCGAAGUAUGGCAGUCGAUCUCUGUCUGUGGGAGAGAGAGGGUGUCCGCCACGUCUGCUGCAGCCACUCCCGCACACGCGCGCACAAGUCGCGGCUCAGCAGCUACGCGAGACAGCGAGGCCUUAGUGUCCACUGUGCCCGGAGCCUCAUAAUCAUCUUCAGGCUGCGGGGGCACCAUGAGGCAGGCGGCCUUAGUGAGGCACUGCCUCACCGCUCAGGCUGGGACGAGAAGACGAGCAAGGUGAUGAUGUGAGUGAUAAGCAUGAAGUGCACACACCAUGCGCGAAAUUACCUCUCUCCCCGGGGGCGCGACGCGACCAGCAGCCCCAGAUAAACACGCUACCUUUCCCCUGAAGUGACUCCCUCGUUACCUCUCGCCCGACGAUCUGCCGCAAUGGCAUUGUCUCCUGGAGCUCUGUGUUUAUCCUUGGUGCUGUGUGUUUGCGGCGUCGGCUGCACCGCCGCCGAACCCAACCUGACUGCGAGUGACGCCCUCCCAAGGCUCCGCCACACGCCCACGCCUCCCUCAGUGCCUGUGGACCAACUCAACACCGUCAAUUAUAACUCUUCCGACCAUGAAGAUCUUUACAGCCCCGAGCUUUACAGCCACUACCCUGCCGCCAACUUCCCCAUGGGUCCCCUGCACACCCCACCCUUCGCUGAGCAGGGCGCUGAUACUAUGGGGCACCAAGGUGAUGCACAGCGGCAAGGUCAAGACAACACUGUACUUUACUUUAGUAAUGUCAAUAACCAUACAGUGGUUAGUGGUGAGCGUGAUGCAGUACACUCCAAAGAUAAUAGUUUGUUACUUCAUGCAAAGUCUAUGAAUAAUAUUUCUAUCCCAUAUGUUUUCAACACAGUACAAUCCGUCAGCCCCGUGGACCACAGCGGGCCGCCCUUCAGCCCGGGCCAGCGGGGGCGUCACAGUGCAGACCAGGUGUCCAGGCACUCACCCUCAGACUUAAGAAUUACGCUAAAUAGAACACACGAGGGUGAUGUGGCUGGGAGUGAUAGCUCCUCGGUGUCGGCGAGUGGCAGUGCCGCAGGAGGCGCGGACCCUCUCGAUUAUUUUCGUUUUGGAAAAGACAAUUACAGUCAAAUCUACGAUCAUUCCUUUCACGCAGUGGCCGGUGUGUCUCCCCCGAGACCGGAGCACCGGCUGUGUAACGUGACUCAGCUUUCCCCGCAGCCCUCCCCGCUACACGGCGCCCCUGAGGACUCACGGCGCAGCACGGGCGUGGGUCUCUGGCCACUUGCUGAUGAUGGCCAGGAGUACCUUGACAGUUACACAGUGACUUGUGACGCCUCGGUGUCCCUCAACAACCUUACUGACGUGGCCGAAGUUACCUACAAGCGGCGCACCAUCAAUAUGAUCGUGAGGCAUCAGAGGAAACUAUACUCCGUGACUCGCCUCGACUUCCUUCAUUUCCAAAACCUCGUCUACCUGUCCAUAACACACUCGGCGCUCACGCAGAUAGAAGAUGGUGCCUUCGGGAACCUGCCCAGCCUUCAGAUCAUAGACCUCAGCCAUAACCAACUUCAGAUUCUGUCCUGGAGAGUGUUCUGGCCAGCCUCCGUCCCUGGGAAAACACUGAAGCAAAUCAACACUACAGGCAACCCGAUGCUUCCUGACGACUGUCGCAACGAGUGGCUUCACACAUGGCGGGAGAACACCAGGAGGCGGCGGGAGGUGUGGCGGGAAGAGGAGCAGACCAAGGGACGGGAGGAGCAGGACGUGGUGAGAGAGAUGGAGUUGUGGGAGCAGCAGAACACCAUAGCUAACAUGACAAUACCAGAGGAGGGAGAGCCGCUGAACGAAUGUCCUCUGGAAGGCUCCAACUCGUCCUCCUGCUAUUUGUGUCCAGCUGAACUCAACGCCACUGAAGGAAUGAAGGGAGAAUGCAAGAUAUUUACUGUGGAGUGCGCGGUGAAGGGCAACCCACUACCACAGAUUACGUGGCGGAUUCCUCCUCACCUGCUGAAAUUGGAGCAGAGCAAGCCGCGUGUUUCUGGCUUUAGCGUCACCUCUGUCAUCAACGUCACCUACAACCUGACGCACCCACACGACGUCCUCCAGCCCCUCGUGUGCGUCGCCGAGAACGACAGAUCUGUGAGCGUGGAGAAGGUGGAGCUGGGGGAGGAGGAACCCUUGGAUCGGUCGCCCAAGAUUUGCUCGAGUGAGUACAAACACAUGUCGCGGGAGCAGUUCUGUUUCAGCGCCCAGGCCGUGCCGCCCUCGAGGCUCACGUGGCGGUUCUACCCGUGUACUUCCUCCAGUUGCACCAGCAGUAACUCCACGGACACUAGGAUCACGUGCACAGUCCACCGCCAAGACCCAGACUCCUCUUACAUUAGCGGUUGCAUCAGGUUCCCCGACUCCCUGACGCACGCUAAGCCAGGCAAGUACGAGGUGCAGAUCACCAAUGACUAUGGCAGCGCCAACGCCUCGCAGCGCCACUCCCGCCGCCUCAGAUUAGGCCUCUGCACCAUCAGUAACUGCAGCUGCAUCAUCGAUCCCUAUUGCAAACUGCCGAAUGUCUUGCAGCCUCUGUCCACACACGCGCCCAACAGUUCCUGUCCCAUCAUCCCCACCACUGCAAGGCCCUCUCCCCCAACCUCCAUCACCAGACUCCCCAAUUCCACCCCCUCCUCCACCAGCAUCUCCCCUACUAGCACCUCCACGGAGACUCUGCCUCUCUCCAUCACACUGACCAUCGUAGUGUGUGUGACUGUUGUGGUGUUGGGCGUCACUCUUCUGCUUCUCCGUAACCUGCGAGCGGCCCGGAGACGCCAGCCGACCUACGUGGACUCAUGCCCUGACUCACCCUUCCAGAUCACCUUCAUUGGGUGCCUGUGCAGGGAUGACGAAUGCCAGAAGAAGAGUGAUGGGCUCCAGCUGCAGGAGUUGAUGCCCAUGAGCGUGGACCGCCUCGUUGAGAACCCGGAGUACAUUGGCAACGGCAAGAUUACCCUCGCCGCGAAGAAACAGGCGCCAGUCAUUCCGUGGGACCACAUCAAGUUCGUGUCUGAGCUGGGCGAGGGAGCGUUCGGCCGCGUCUAUCUCGGAAAUCUGGACGAUGGGUGGCGGCGACCCUCUCAGGUGGCGGUAAAGACGCUGAAGAGUGUGGGGCCCGAGGCAAGGCAGGAGUUGGAGAGAGAGGUCGAGCUUCUGAACAACCUCCAGCAUAAGAACAUCGUCAGCUUCUACGGCGUGUGCUACAGCUCCGACCUGCUGCUUAUGGUCUUCGAGUACAUGGAGCACGGGGACCUCAACAACUACCUCAGGAGCCACAACACUGACGUGGCGCUGCUGGCGGGAGAGGAGCCGAGCAUGGAGCCGCUCUCCGUCAUGGACUGCCUUCAGAUCGCCCUCCAGAUAGCGGCAGGCAUGAAGUACCUCGCCUCUCAGCAUUACGUACACAGGGACCUGGCCACGAGGAACUGUCUGGUGGGGGCAAGCCUGGUGGUCAAAAUCGGUGACUUCGGGAUGUCCAGGGAUGUCUACACCACUGACUACUACCAGUUCGGGGGUCGCACGCUGCUGCCGGUGCGCUGGAUGCCGCCAGAGAGCAUCCUGUACCGCCGCUUCACCAUUGAGUCAGACAUCUGGAGCUUCGGUGUGGUGCUGUGGGAGAUCUUCACGGGCGGCAAGCAGCCCUGGUACGGCUACACCAACCAGGAGGUCAUCACGCAAAUCACAGCCGGCAAGAUCCUAAACUGCCCAGACAACUGCCCGCCCGACAUGUACCGCGUGAUGGUCGCCUGCUGGAGCAAGAACCCGCAUGAGAGGCUUCCUAUGGCCACGCUGUACGAGAGGAUCCGUUGCCUUACCACCGACGAGCCACACGUCCUCGAUUAUGACUGAGGGCGGCUGGGCUGGUGAGGGGCACGAGGCAGGACGGAGGGGAGGAGACUGUGAGUGUGUGAACGUCUCGUCUCUCUUCACCUCCCCCAGACCUUAUGCAGCGCUACCAGCAGCACCAGGCACACCACAGGCAUCUCUCUCUCUCUCUCUCUCUCUCUCUCUCUCUCUCUCUCUCUCUCUCUCUCUCUCUCUCUCUCUCUCUCUCUCUCUCUCUCUCUCUCUCUAAGAAAAGCGAAAUACGGGCCAAGGAGCUGCUAGCAUAGUAUUGGCGUGUGAGGGAAAAGCGAGAGUAUUUUUAUUACGUGCCCGGCAUGAAAGACAGGCGAGUACAGAGCGAGGAUCAUAUUGCCCAGUAAAUGGACAAGAUGUGUGUGUGAGCGGGUCUCGCGUGUCUGUAAUGUGUGCGGGGAUGAGUUGUGGAUGUGAGUGUAGUGUUGUUUUGUUUUGUGUCUGGAAUGAGUGUGUUAGGAACUGAAUGUGGAAACGUGUGAACAGACUUGUGUUUAAUGUGUCUGGUGUUAAUAAGGUUGUGUUUGAUAUCAGUAAGGCUGUAUUUGGUGUGUUUGGUAUCAAGUGACUUGAGCUUGGAGUAUCAGAUGUGUGUUGGUUUGUGUGUGUGUGUGGUGUGUCUAGUGUAAGUAGGAUCACAUCUGAUAUACCUGGAGUCAUUAAGGUUGUGUUUGGUGUGUCAAGUACGUAAUGCGUGUUGGUGUGUGUGUUUGGUGUGUCUGGGAUCAGUAGAGUUCUGUUUGGUAUGCCUGGUGUCAGUAAGGUUGCGUUUGCUGGGAGCAAGGUUGUGUCUGGUGUGCCUAGUAUCAACAGGGCUGUGGUUGGUGUUCCUGGUGCCUGGUGGCCGCCCUUCAUCAGCGGUGCUCUAAUACUACACAGGUGCAGCAGGUGCUCGGCCUCUCCACUAGCCCUUGGUUGAUUCCCACCACGAGUCACCUCACUCUAGUCUGUGUAUCGACGAGUAGCGGGUUCAUACACCUACAUUAUAAAUACUUGAGAAAGUUUGUACAGAAAUAUAAAUAUUUAUCUUUUGUAAAGAAUAGAGAAAAUAAUAUAUAAAUCCAGAGACAGAGAGAAAAUCAUAUUAUUGUAUGUAAUGUAGGGUAUAAGAAUAUCCUUUGUACUGUUGCAUGGAAAGUAUCAUGUAUAUAAGAGUGAGAAAUUAUUUCCAAACACACACACACACACACUCACAUUUAUAUUUAUGGUUGUUUACAUAGAGAUGAUUUACAACACGCCCAAAUAAACACAUAACAUAAGCAUCCACAACAAAAUAAUAACUGAUACCACACUUCCUGCCACGAAUCUAUGGGAGUGGAAAACGGUGCGGGUGACGCCAUUUCACAUCCAUAGAGACUCGGUCCCCCUGACCCAACCAAACAAUAACGGCUCUGUGUACAUAGCCUGUAUAUAGUCCUGUACCAGAGUAGAUAAAAAUGAAUGAAAAUAAAGAGUAAUUUUGGAUGAAGCAGAAUUUCACGGGUGAGUGUUUCCUUUGUACAGGUUUGACGUAUUCAUCAUAUGCCUAUGAUAGACACGCGCACUCACACUACCUGACUCGUUUAACUGUAACAGAGUACAUACGUGAAGUCUUGCUAUGUAAUUUCAUACGCUGUGACAAAACCCGGGGACGCGCGCGUGAGUGUUUGUGGGAAAGUGACGGCUGGCGGGGCAAGACAACAAUAAAGAUUGGCUUUGU
Molecule: messenger RNA, 5839 nt
Organism: Scylla paramamosain (green mud crab)
Lineage: Eukaryota; Metazoa; Arthropoda; Malacostraca; Decapoda; Portunidae
Product: high affinity nerve growth factor receptor-like
Exons: 17
Coding region: 661-4131 (1156 amino acids)
Biological process (GO): cellular response to nerve growth factor stimulus; positive regulation of phosphatidylinositol 3-kinase/protein kinase B signal transduction; cell surface receptor protein tyrosine kinase signaling pathway
Cellular component (GO): axon; plasma membrane; signaling receptor complex
Molecular function (GO): transmembrane receptor protein tyrosine kinase activity; ATP binding; neurotrophin binding
Source: RefSeq, a predicted model, not a curated record